UAUUGAACUUGAAUGUUAUUGCAUUGUAGGCAAACUAGUUAACUAAUUGUUGUUGACUUGUUGAGCCGUCUGCUUAAUUAGUUGUUGUUGACUUGUUAUCUUUUCGAUGAAUAUUAUGUUUCAAAAUCUCGUCAGGAACAACUUCAAAUUUCAAGAAUUUUACUUUAAUGUUAUAUAUGAAUUUAUUAUAUAGACUUUUAAGUUUUAGCCCGUACGCCAAAAAUUCUUGGUUCCGCCCCUGUCAAGGCUUGAACCUGCACUCGGCCUAAGGUGGUUCCGCCCAUGUCACGUGAUCAUAAAUAGACGUUUUCAGUCACGUGGAGAAAUUGCUGCACGACUUAAAAAGUUGGGGAAAUGAUCGUCAAAAAUUGAAGGUUGGGGACCCUGGGAGGAAUUUGCCAAAACAAUUAUAUAAUGAAUCCUCUCAAAUUUCUUGAGGAAGGCAAUUCUUUCUUCUCCCAUAUUUCCUCCCUUCAGCAAUUAAAUUUACAUCGAAAUUUCAACACGUUGCUGACUUGAUGCUCUUACAGUUAUCCCAAAAGAUUCAUUGAAGAUCCCAUAGAAAAAUUAAUCUUUCUCUGUAUCAAUCCAUUAGAUUCUGCAGCAGUUUUCUGGUUUCAAGCAUUGUUUAUGCGUUCAUGGCUUUGCAUAGUUUUACUGCUGGAUUCAAAUUCAGGAAUUCUGAAAUCUUUGGGACUGGUCUUUGUAACUCCAUUAAUGUUCAGCCAUUGAACGCUACAAAUUUAAUUAUGAAACCACUGAUGAUUGAAGCAAAAGCUAAUACCAGGACUGAGAGUGCAAAAAUUCGGAACCGAAGAUUGAGGAAGAAGUUUAACGGGACACCUACAAAACCGAGGCUUUCGGUGUUUUGUUCAGAUAAACAGUUGUAUGCUAUGCUGGUAGAUGAUCAAAAUAAGAAGUGCUUGUUUUAUGGAAGCACUCUGCAGAAAUCAAUUCGAGAGGACCCAACUUGCACUACUGUUGAAGCAGCUAAGCGUGUAGGUGAAGAGCUUGUCAAGACUUGCAUAGAUCUCAACAUUAAUGAAAUUUGUUGUUAUGAUCGCAAUGGUUUUGCUCGUGGAGAACGAAUGCAGGCUUUUGAAAUUGCUAUUAGUCAUCAUGGAUUCUUGCCAAGAUAGAUGUGCACUUGAUUCGAUGAAAAUUUAUCAGAAAUGAUGGAGAUCGAAUGGUCACAUUGUACUACAACUAUACGAAAAGUAAAUCUUUAGUUCUGUA
Olea europaea var. sylvestris is the source of this 1236-nucleotide messenger RNA. RefSeq names its product 50S ribosomal protein L18. The coding region runs from base 639 to 1139 and encodes 166 amino acids. The transcript has 5 exons. NCBI's taxonomy places the organism in Eukaryota, Viridiplantae, Streptophyta, Magnoliopsida, Lamiales, Oleaceae. Gene Ontology annotation, molecular function: 5S rRNA binding; structural constituent of ribosome. The record is from RefSeq and is a predicted model, not a curated record. Gene Ontology annotation, biological process: translation. Gene Ontology annotation, cellular component: ribosome.